Penicillium olsonii is the source of this 1185-nucleotide messenger RNA. The record is from the annotation of a GenBank genome assembly. Lineage: Eukaryota; Fungi; Ascomycota; Eurotiomycetes; Eurotiales; Aspergillaceae.
AUGCCGAUUUGGCCACACAUGCUCACCCCCAGUGAUCUAGUUCUCAACAAAAUCGCUUUUCAAUACUAUCCCCUUGACCUGAGUGCGACUUCCAAUCCAUUCUUAAUAUCCUGGUGGCCACUGGCGCUAGGGGACCCAGCGCUGUUUCACGUGUCUCUGCAGACUGCAUGUCUCGAUGAAGAGCUUCUCGCCCGAAAGGGCUUUCAGUCAUCCGAACUUCUCAUGGCAGACUCGGUAGCUCUGCUCCGGCGAAAGGUGGAAGACGUCUCCCUCGCUAUGCAGGAUGGGACCAUGAACUCUGUCAUCACGUUGGCAACCAUUGAAUUUGGCAAGGGCAACGUCAAGAUUGGCCGAAUGCACGUGGAUGGGGUCAAGAAACUAGUUGACUUGAGAGGUGGCAUCAAUUCAGUCAGACAGACCAGUCCGCUUACUGCCAGGAUGGUCAGCUGGGUAUCGAUGCUCAUUAUGGGUCACCCUCAGUUUGAAACGCAAGACGAUUACGGAAUCGGGGAUGGAAUACCACCAAUUCCAGAAUGGCAAUUAGGACCGACUGCCAACUGCGAAAGUGGAUUCGAUGUCAACGCCCUUGACAUUGAUCCUGCGGUUCGGAACGUAUUCGUCCGCCUUCGCAACGUUAUGCAGCGCGCGCAGCAAGUGCCGUUCUCAACCACUCAGAUACACGACCUCACGUGCUUCGUGGUUCAUCGGCUUUUACUCUCUAGCACAGCAACGCCCCUCAUUUCGCCGAUCACAGAAAGUAUUCGAUGCGCGAUUAUACUAUACAUGUUCAUCGUUCAGGGGCCGACCUACUACACACACGCAGUCAUAUCCAACACAAUCGUCAUUCGACUCAUUGAGCACUUCAGAUAUCUUGCACCGCCUACCCACGUUUUUGACUCUCUUGAUGUGUGGCUAACUGCUGUCGGCAUGGUUGCAUCGACGGACACAGACCAUCAUCAAAGCUUCGUGGAAAGGGCACGUGAGAUCGCAAUCUCACUCCAACUCAAGAGUUUCCAGGACGUAAUGGUGCAUAUCAAGAGCGUUAUUUGGUUGGAAAAGCACCAUAUUGAAGAGAUAUUCCUUUCUCACUGGGAUAUCAUAUUCAAUCUUGCAGAAACCACCGCAUCACCAUACCUCCUCACCUUCAGUGCUUCGCCAGAUAUGACAGGUGCGACAUUUAUAUGA